Molecule: messenger RNA, 3791 nt
Organism: Nothobranchius furzeri (turquoise killifish)
Lineage: Eukaryota; Metazoa; Chordata; Actinopteri; Cyprinodontiformes; Nothobranchiidae
Gene: rfx4
Product: regulatory factor X, 4
Biological process (GO): regulation of transcription by RNA polymerase II
Molecular function (GO): RNA polymerase II cis-regulatory region sequence-specific DNA binding; DNA-binding transcription factor activity, RNA polymerase II-specific
Source: RefSeq, a predicted model, not a curated record
GUUGGGAAGUCUUACCAACUUUUAAAAAGUUGGUUAAAGAGAUGGAGUGUAAAGUCAGCAGUGAGGGGCAGGAUGUGACGAUGGAGUUAAAAACAGAAAAUGUUUAUUUGGAGGUUAGAGGUGAAUAAAAAUGUAUGAAGUGCCAUAACAGAGAGCGAGGAGGCCUCUGUGUUAGGACUGCGUAGAUCUAAGCCUCCUUUUUUUUUGGUUUGGGGGGAGCCUUUCUUAUUCAAAACAGCCCCACAAAAGACUUCCAGUGAGCCUUGCCACAUCCCCAUCUGACUUGGGGCCAUUCAUCAGCCUUCCUAGCCUAUCAAUGACAUGUCCCCAUCAGGGCUCCUAUAAAAUCAGCCCCUUUCCCAUGAAACAUCAGCAAACAUUUUGACGGGUCUGGCUUUCCCCCCGCUGGAUUUCUGGAGUCUCUACUCCCUCUCCUCCCCACCUCCUCCUCAUCCACCCAUUAGCUCCCCACCUCCUCCCCCUCUGUCCUCCGCCAACACCACCCCUCUCUGGGCGAACCUCAGAUCCUCACCAUCUCCUGUGACGGGCAGUGGUCGUGGAAACGGGGAGCAAGACGAGGGGAGAGUCUCGGAGGAGGGGAAAACGUGCACCGAGCCAUUUUCUUGGAGGAGCCUGUGUCGUUGAUGGGAAGAGGAUGCAUUGCGGGCUGCUGGAGGAGCCUGACAUGGAUUCCACAGAGAGUUGGAUUGAAAGGUGCCUCAAUGAAAGUGAGAACAAGCGCUAUUCCAGCCACACCUCUCUGGGGAACAUGUCCAAUGAUGAGCAUGAGGAAAAAGAAAACAACAGAGCCUCUAAACCACAUUCAACUCCGGCUACUCUGGAGUGGUUAGAGGAAAAUUAUGAGAUAGCUGAAGGUGUGUGCAUCCCCAGAAGUGCCCUCUACAUGCAUUAUCUCGACUUCAGCGAGAAACACGACACGCAGCCCGUGAACGCAGCCAGCUUUGGAAAGAUUAUAAGGCAGCAGUUUCCAGCACUAACCACCAGAAGACUGGGAACAAGAGGGCAGUCCAAGUAUCACUACUACGGCAUCGCAGUGAAGGAGACGUCGCCGUACUACGACGUGAUGUACUCCAAAAAGGGGGCGGCGUGGGUGAACGAGACGGGGAAGAAGGAGGUCACGAAGCAGACAGUGGCGUAUUCACCGCGCUCCAAACUGGGGACGCUCCUGCCAGAGUUUCCAAAUGUCAAAGAUCUAAAUUUGCCUGCCAGCCUGCCAGAAGAGAGGGUGUCGACGUUCAUCAUGAUGUACAGAACGCACUGCCAGAGGAUACUGGACACGGUGAUCCGAGCCAACUUUGAUGAGGUCCAAAGCUUCCUGCUGCACUUUUGGCAGGGCAUGCCGCCCCACAUGCUCCCCGUCCUCGGCUCCCCUACGGUGGUGAACAUCGUUGGUGUUUGUGACUCCAUCCUCUACAAAGCUAUCUCUGGGGUUCUGAUGCCCACCGUCCUGCAAGCACUGCCUGACAGUUUGACUCAGGUUAUUCGGAAAUUUGCCAAACAGCUGGAUGAGUGGCUUAAAAUAGCACUUCACGACCUUCCAGAAAACCUGAGGAAUAUCAAAUUUGAAUUGUCAAGAAGGUUUUCUCAGAUUCUGAAGCGGCAGACAUCAUUAAACCAUCUAUGUCAGGCGUCUCGGACUGUGAUAAACAGCGCCGACAUCACCUUUCAGAUGCUGGAGGACUGGAGGAACGUUGACCUGAACAGCAUCACCAAGCAGACACUUUACACCAUGGAGGACUUGCAGGAGGAGCACAGGCAGCUUAUUAUGCACUUGUAUCAGGAGUUUGACCGCCUGCUGGAGGAGCAGUCCCCAAUAGAGGCGUACAUCGAGUGGCUGGACUCAAUGGUGGACCGCUGUGUCGUCAAGGUGGCGGGGAAGAGGCCUGGGUCGCUGAAGAAGGUGGCCCAACAGUUCCUGCUGAUGUGGUCGUGUUUUGGUACCAGAGUCAUCCGGGAUAUGACCCUCCACAGCGCGCCGAGCUUUGGAUCCUUCCACCUGAUCCACCUGAUGUUUGAUGAUUACGUGCUCUACCUGUUGGAGUCCCUUCACUUCCAGGAGAGGGCCAACGACCUGAUGAGAGCCAUGAAGGGAGAAGGAAGCACAGCGGAGCGAGAAGAAGAAUUCACGCUGACAGAAACCACCCCCACCUCCCAGUCUCCCGGAUCUUACUCUCCCGCCCGCUCGGUCCAAUCCAUUGACGUCUCCUCGGCCGGCUCCCCCACAGCUGCCUUGUCCCCAGAGUUCACCGGGGUCACCGCCACCUCCACAGGCGCUGUUCAGUCAUAUACCUGGUCCCUCACAUACACAGUGACAACAGCAGGCGGGUCUACUCCGGAAACCGGACAGCAGCUGUCCUGCAUGAGGAGCAGCGCUCCCGUCCCCCCUCCAUCCUCCACCCACAGGAUGCCGGUGUACAGGGAGGAACACGGAUACACCGGUAGCUACAACUAUGGCAGUUACUCCAACCAGCACCCCCACUCCAUCCAGAGCCAGUAUCCAAGCCUGGGCCAUGAUCCUCCCAUCCCCGCUCCCCUUCACUACUCUGCCUACCACCGCUCAUCUGCACAGUACCAACUCAACGGCCAGAUGUCUCGAAUGGAGCCCUGCCUGAUGGGCACUACUCCUCGAUUGCACCCCACGUCUGUCGCCCCGCGCUGGCCAGAUGUGUCUCCUGCUAACAGCUGUUAUACCAGCCCGCCUAUGCAUUCAUCCCGUUAUGCCAGCUCCGGGGACAUGUACUCUCCUCUGGGCCCGCGCAGGAACUCUGAGUACGAACACUCGCAGCAUUUCCCCGGCUUCGCCUACAUCAACGGGGAGGCCACAACAGGCUGGGCCAAAUAGUCUUAAAACUUUGACUUUGGACAUCUUUAAUACAAUCUCCAGGCCCAGUAAGCUGGCAGCUGCGUUCAAUCAAACGUAUCAAAACAAAAGAAGAGGAGCCAGCAUGAGGGGGAAGGAGGACAAGCCGCGCUGAUGGUGGUGUCAUUUUCAGCAGAGGUUUAUUAAAGAAGAUCAAAAUUAGCAGCAAAAUGAUCACGAGUGCAAUGAUGCUGCCAUGCCGUGCCUUUGUUUAAGGGAAUGUACACUUCCAACGGAGUUAUCUUGUUUGAUCUGAACAACAACAUCCAGAAAAACCACAUUCUGUUAGUGGAUGUACUGGCACCAGUACAGUCCCAGUGACUGCAGGUCUUUCUGGUGUUGCUCAACACUGUGCAGAAAUGAGCCUUAACCAUCUUGGGACACCAGAUAUCUGCGUCUGAGUUGACAUCCAUCGAUGUUUUAAGGUGUUUCCAACUUGGAUUUUUUAUUUUUAUUUUAAAUAAUUCAAAACAUCAAAUGUAUUCUGUUGCAACCUCUCCUGCUGUUUGUCUGUGACUUUAUAUCUGUAUAUCUAUAUAGAAAUAUGCAUAUAUAGAUAUAUAGGUAGAGAUAUAUAAACUAUGUAUUUUCUGUAACUUGGUGUACCUUUUCCAUUUUAAACUGGUACAUUGUCUCUGUUUUGUAUGGGUAGUAAUGGAUGCAUUAACUUAGGGUUGUGUGUUUUAUAAUGCACUCAAAUCUACUGAGGACCUAUUACCCUAUGGGUAUUUAUAAAAAGGGAAAUAUCAAAGUGUACAGUAAGUAACAUGAAGUAUAGUCACUUUUUCUCUGUAAAUAAAAGCACUGGAACACAUCUGUGGUGACGGUUAAACUAUCACUGAUGUGUAUGUUGGAGUUAUUCUGUCCCAUAUAUGAGUUCUCAAUUUAAAAUGGUGAGUUGUUGCUUGUU